GCUCGGGUUGUUGGCUAAUUACCUGCUCCUCCAACCGCUGGAUUUCGGCUUCAUUUUCUUUCUCAUCUUCCGACGAAUCGUCCUCUUCGUCGUCUGAAUUGUCUAUCCCCAUGCCCUCCUCCUCUUCCUCCUCCUCUUCGUCCGAUUCCAUCUUCUUCUCCGCCAUCCCUGCGUCUUCCUCCUCCAUAUCUUGCAACUGCGUUUCCUCUGCGUUGCUCGACGCUGCCAUGUUGAAAAUGCCGUCUGCCUGGUAACAAGCUAACAAGCCAGGAGUGUAGUGAGAGGUGGAGCCUGGUGGAUCCCCUGACAUGUAAGGGCUACUGUUAGCCACUAGUAGGGGCUCCUUCCUUGGUGACAGCUUCCUUUUUCACCUGUUUGUCAACAAAAAGUGGUCCUUUUGACUCGCGCCCACUCGUUGAUUUCCGUCAAUAUUCGGCAUCUGAACAUGGCGACUGUCUCCUUACGAAACUCUGCGUCCUCGCUGUUGUUAUUUAGCAGAAGAUUAUUCAGCCCGCAGCUGAAUUCCCUCUGUUCAUAUCACAAAAAGGUGGUGGACCACUAUGAAAACCCAAGAAAUGUAGGCUCUUUAGACAAAAAUAAAAAGAAUGUGGGGACUGGUUUGGUGGGUGCACCAGCCUGUGGCGAUGUGAUGAAACUUCAGAUCCAGGUAGACGAAACUGGCAAGAUUGUUGAUGCAAGAUUUAAGACAUUUGGCUGCGGAUCAGCCAUUGCCUCCAGUUCUCUAGCAACUGAGUGGGUGAAGGGGAAGUCUGUUGAUGAAGCUCUGAAGAUCAAGAACACUGACAUUGCCAAAGAACUCUGCCUUCCUCCAGUCAAGCUUCAUUGCUCUAUGCUUGCAGAAGAUGCCAUAAAAGCAGCGCUGUCAGACUACAGACUAAAACAACAGGACAAGAAGGAGGAACGUGUACAAGCCACCAGUUAAUAUGUUGUUAUUAACUGUCCAUUAUGAACCCUGUAAUGCCUCACUGCAGUGCUGUUUGGAAGAUUCAGUACCGUAAUACUACAACAGGUCUUGCACCCUUCUGGGAGUUUUAUACUCUUUAAAAAUCUCCAGGUACAAGGGUUGUGGGGUCACUCUCUUGAAUUCAAGUUAAGACUAUAUUGUCCAAGUGCCAGAUGUUUAUGGUGUUUGCUUGUCAUCAGAUGAUCAGAAAUUAUUUCAUAAUUUAAUUUGGAGUAGGAAGUUCAUGAUGAAGAAUUUUGAAAUAUAUCUGAUCCUUAAAUUUAAACAACGUAGCUCAACAGUGUUGCUACUCUGCAGCACGUUUUUACACAGACCAAGAUGCAUCAUAAAACUGCUGGUUGAGAUGUGUUUUUUGUUUUGUAUAUUUUUUGGCAUUUGGGCUUUAUUUGGUUUGAUUGUAUAAGAUUGCCGGUCUCUUGAGGAGGGUUUAGUGUGAAAAUGCAGUUAGUUCAUCAGCCAAAGGACACAUACAAAACAUAAUACAGAUUAUUGUAUGAGACCAUGAGCUUAUUGUGAAUUAAAUAAAAAAAAACAUUUUCAGUG
Micropterus dolomieu (smallmouth bass) is the source of this 1528-nucleotide messenger RNA. It is a transcript of the gene iscua, whose product is annotated as iron-sulfur cluster assembly enzyme. The record is from RefSeq and is a predicted model, not a curated record. Gene Ontology annotation, cellular component: cytoplasm; mitochondrial matrix. The transcript is spliced from 5 exons. Gene Ontology annotation, biological process: intracellular iron ion homeostasis; iron-sulfur cluster assembly. Gene Ontology annotation, molecular function: ferrous iron binding; 2 iron, 2 sulfur cluster binding. NCBI's taxonomy places the organism in Eukaryota, Metazoa, Chordata, Actinopteri, Centrarchiformes, Centrarchidae. Bases 446 to 943 code for a protein of 165 amino acids.